UUUAAGGUAUUUAAAUUUUAACAAGAGAUUAAACGACGUGAUAUUCGUAAACCAUAUAUUGUUGUGUAACGUAUUUGAGACUCUCAAUGUGUGCCUGUGUGUGUGUGUGUGUGUGUAUUAUUCUGUGUAAUUCAGCUCUUAUUUACAAGUAAAUGUGGAACUGCUUGAAGGAAAAUAAGAAAUGAAUCGUUUUAUAUUCUGCCUCAUGGUAUUACACCAGCUUCCUUUGCCAAGUUUUGGACAAACUUUAGAAAAUGUGACAAAACUAUAUGACGAUCUUUUCAGUAGUUACAGGAGAAAUAUCAUACCUAUGAACAAUCAUUCAGAACCAAUAGAAAUUUCACUGGCUUUCUAUUUAUUAUCUAUUAAUUCUUUUAGAGAGAUCGAGGAAACGCUAGUCCUAACAGGAGGAUUAUCAGUGAUAUGGAAAGACGCAUCAUUAUCAUGGAAUCCUGAAGAUUAUGGAAAUACAUAUUCAUUGGAAGUGGAUUCCACAGAUAUAUGGAUACCGUGGAUUUAUCUGAUAAAUAAUGCAAAAGAAUUUGAACCUGUUGGUUUUGAUUCUGCUUUUAGAGUAUAUAUAAAUAGCAGCGGAUUUGUUCAAUAUUCUCCAGGAAGUAUUUUAGAAGCAAAAUGCCAAACUGAUAUUUCAACAUUUCCUCUUGAUACCCAGCCAUGCCUAUUGGAAUUUCUCACGUGGAGUGGACAUGCUGGUACUUACAAAUUAAUAUCGUCAUUCAAUGAAGUUAAUUUAGAUUACUACACAAAGAACUCAAAUUGGGAGGUAAUAACUGGAGACACCUAUGCACAGCUAGACCCAAGAGGUUAUUAUAGGUUUUUUAUGAGCCUAUCAUUAAAACGCGAACCAGUGUAUUAUAUAGUAAUGAUUGUCCUACCAACUAUGUUACUGUCAUUACUCAAUCCACUAGUGUUUCUACUUCCGGUAGAAUCAGGAGAACGUAUAUCCUUAGCGAUGACAGUACUUUUAUCGUACGCCAUAUUUUUAACGCUUGUUUCAGCAUCAAUCCCAGCAUCCUCUAAUCCUAUGUGUUUCCUGUUGAUUGUUAUGAUUAUCAUCAUGUUGAUCAGUGGACUCACAGUAGUGGCUGUCAUUAUAACCACUAAGGUAUACUAUCAGGAAGAAUAUUUCCCUGGAAGGAUUGUGAAAUUUUUCCUUUACAAGAAGACAAGGAAUCAGGAUGUAACUCCUAUAGGUUGUGAGAAAAAAGAAAACCAAUUAUUAAAUGGAAAAAAUGUAUCUAAUUUUCUUGACAAGUUGUUUUUAUUUUCUUCAUAUGUAAUUAUUGUAAUAAUUCUUGUGGCGUUCUUUCUGUAUGUAAAUGUAUAGAUACUGUUAUAGACUAGAUAAAUUAACAUUUAAAAAAUCACCCAUUAAGGACAAUAUAACAAUAAUCAUUCGUCAUAUUGUUGAAGACUGUAGGUUGACCUGUAGAUGUCUUUUGGUUUUAUAUCUAUCAUCCUUUAUCUUCUGAAAUAGACCCCAAAAAGUUAUUUAAAGCUUCUUUCGUAAAGAAAACGAGAUUUGAAGUCAGAACUGUAUGGUGAGACAUUUAACUGCUAUUCAAAUAAUAAAAUGAAUUGACCCUUCCUGAUAUCUUCAAUCAAUAUUUGUGUUUUUUAAA
Mytilus californianus (California mussel) is the source of this 1643-nucleotide messenger RNA. Its product is annotated as neuronal acetylcholine receptor subunit alpha-7-like. Gene Ontology annotation, molecular function: neurotransmitter receptor activity; extracellular ligand-gated monoatomic ion channel activity; transmembrane signaling receptor activity. The coding region runs from base 182 to 1348 and encodes 388 amino acids. Gene Ontology annotation, cellular component: synapse; membrane; neuron projection. Gene Ontology annotation, biological process: regulation of membrane potential; monoatomic ion transmembrane transport; nervous system process. The record is from RefSeq and is a predicted model, not a curated record. NCBI's taxonomy places the organism in Eukaryota, Metazoa, Mollusca, Bivalvia, Mytilida, Mytilidae. The transcript has a single exon.